Messenger RNA from Leptinotarsa decemlineata (Colorado potato beetle), 613 nucleotides. Its product is annotated as prostatic acid phosphatase. The record is from RefSeq and is a predicted model, not a curated record. Gene Ontology annotation, molecular function: phosphatase activity. Gene Ontology annotation, biological process: dephosphorylation. Lineage: Eukaryota; Metazoa; Arthropoda; Insecta; Coleoptera; Chrysomelidae.
AUUUAUUCAAUUAUCAUGCUCUGUAUUUUUCAGGAAGGAAAACUGCAUCUGUUCAAUGUCGGAAAAUUCCUCAGAGAACGGUACGGAAACUUCUUAGGAACCCACUAUUCUCCUGAUGAGUAUUAUACUCAAUCCACUGGAGUAGAUAGAACUAAGGUGAGCAUGCAAAUGGUGAACGCGGGAUUAUGGCCACCAGUUGGAGGACAGAAAUGGGGUCCUCUGGACUGGCAACCAAUUCCAGUCUCAUCUGAGCCUCUAGAUCAAGAUUCGUUGCUUCUGGUGAGAAGACCUUGCCCUCAGUACCACAUUGAAAAGGAAAGAGUUAUGAAUUCACCUGAAGUAAAAAGUAUGAUGGCAGAAUACGAAGAUUUAUUCAGGGAACUGACAGAAAUAACGGGACAAAAAGUAGAAGAUUUUGAUGGCGUACAGGAUAUAUAUAGCACGUUGAUGGCAGAGGAAGCUUUCAAUCUCACAUUGCCUGACUGGACGAAGAACUAUUAUCCAAAAAAAAUGUUUACCCCAACCGUGAAGAGUUUCAUUCUCAAUGUAUACACUGACAAAAUGAAUCGAUUGAAAGGAGGUAUGUAUUUAGCGUGGGGCUAUGUCAUCAAUA